CUCCAGGCUCUGAGCUGUCAGCACAGAGCCCGACGUGAGGCUCAAACUCACAAACCACGAGAUCAUGACCUGAGCUGAAGUCAGACACUUAACUGACUGAGCCGCCCAGGCGCCCCAGUCUGCAGACUCAUUCUUGACUCCGACCUUUGGGCUGGCUAGUCCCUUCUGUGGCCUACUCUUCCCCUCAGUCUUGUGUGAUUGCCUCCAUUUUAUGACUCAGGCCUUAGCCCACAUAUCACCACCUCAGAGAGGACUUCCCUGGCCAGCCAAAGGAAAAGCCGCUCGCACUGUGUGAUGCAGGAGUCUGCGGUCAUUUCCUCCUUCCUUAUAGGCGCGGAGUUGAGCGUUGUGUCUUCCCCUUCUCAAAUGUCGGGUCCAAGAGGACGGGGAAGUUUGCCUGCUUGUUCACUGCUGUCACCCGGGCUUUCUGAGAGGGUGGGGCAUACAGUAGGUGCUCAAUAAAAGCUACUAGACUGAGGGUGCUGGGACGGGUGUAGUUCCCAGGGCCAGACACUGUCUAAAUGACCUUACGCCCCCGUUAUGCAUUUACCCCUCACCUGUGGGGCAGGUGGCCACCCGCGCUGUCUCACAAAGCAUAAAACCAAUCCUAGAGAGGUCUGGCAGUUUUCCCAGGCUGCACAGCCGGCCGUGGUGGAGCUGGGAUUCAGGCGGAACCCAGCCACCACCUCUGCGGAAGUAGGUUUAGGACCCCCAAAUCUCCAGAUGAGGAAAAGGCCAAAGAAGGGAUGGAGUUGCCUGAGGUCUAUCUGUGAAUGGCUGCCGCUGGAUUCGAACUCAGGUCGCCCUCCCCGUGCAGCCUUAAGCUCAACAGACCGUGUCUCUCGUGUCUCUCUGGGGGAAGCACCCUCCCUCCAUGCUGACGCUCCGGGACCAUUAGCUGGAAGAGGAGCGGGUGCGGGACGUGGGUCUCCAUGAAUAAUUGAGGGUCUCCGGCGGGUGGCCGCCCGGCAGCUGUCACCCCAGCGCGGGCGGGGAAGGGGCGGUGAUGACGUCACUUCCUCCCCCGCGGGGCCACUGGCGCGGGUUAUAAGGAGCUGCCGCGCCGUCCCGCGCGGCGCCGAGCACCCUGGUCCCGACGCCCCACCAUGCAGAGCCGCGGGCCCGCCUCCGUGCUGCUGUUGCUGCCGCUGCCCCUGCUUCUGGCGCUGCUGCCGGGGGCCGCCACCGCUGCUCCCUUGGCGCCAAGACCUUCCAAGGAAGAGCUGACCCGCUGUCUGGCAGAAGUGGUCACAGAAGUGCUGACGCUGGGCCGGGCCCAGAGAAGCCCCUGCACAGCUCUCCUCCACAAAGGUAAGGAGGGCCCAGGCCCCAGAGCCUCUCGGGGGCCCCCACCCCACCCGGGGUUCCGGCCGGGGCUGCCUGGAGGAAAGGUGGUCUCAUCCCAGGGCCCCCUUGCCUGGGCUGGCACGGCACGCCCAGUGUCCCGUCCGGCCUCCAGCCCCACCCUGGGGGGUCCCUGCAGAGGUACGGGAUGGGAGCAGAGAACAUCCCCCAGACCUGACCCUCCUCUCCCGGUUUUGGGCAGCCCCCCUGUGGGGCCUCGGGCAGGCCCCAGAACUCCUCCAGGUCCGGUUCCCGAUUCUGCUGCACAGAGAGCAUCCUCUCUCUUUCCACCAGAGAUGUGUGAGACAGAGCCCUACGGCUGUGUGUCCACCAAAGAGAAAGGCCUACUGGUUGGGGAUUUCAAGAAGCAAGAGGCUGGGAAGAUGAGGUCCAGCCAGGAAGCGAGGGAUGAGGAAGAGGCAGCCGAGAGGGCCCACAAGUCUGAGGUGCGGGAACAGACCAUCCGCGAGCAGCUCCAUAGCCGGCUCCACCAGGAGGAGGAGGAGGAGCAGGAGCGGGAGGAGGAGGAGGAGGAGAGGAAGAAGAGGGGGCCCGUGGAACCCUUCGAAGGCCCGUGGAAGCGGCGCCCAGAGGGUGGAGGGGGGCCCCACAAGCGAGUGGCAGAGCAGGCCAGUGACGAGGAGACAGCCCAGUUUGAGGCCGAGGAGAAGGGUGUGCAGGUGCUGGGCACGGGCCACGGCCUGUGGCAGGGGGCCGAGGCGGGUGGAGGAGAAAGGCACGAGGACUCGCCGCAUCACCACCGCCUCCGCCAGCCAGAAGCCGGGCCCAAGCAGGAGGAGAAGGAAGAGGCUUCCGAGAGGGAGGAGCAUGACACGGUGCGGCUGGAGCACGUGCGAGAUGAGCUAAAGAAGGCAACGGAGCUUCUCGGGGAGGAGAUCAGGAGGGAGGGAUGACCCCCGACCUCGCGUCCUCCUUCCUGACACACCCUAUGGCUUAUGACUGUUGACCCCCAAAGCUCACCUAACACCCCACUCCGUUCCCCAGCCUGAAGGAAUGGGGGGACAGGUGUGCCACGCGACCAGGCCCGAGGGGCCGAGUCUGAGCUGGGUAGAGGGGCUGGGCUCCAACCGACUCGGAAACACCCGGCCACCCAUGUAACCCACUCCAACCCUGCCGAGUGAAUAAAGCACAAAGAAAACCGCUAAGGCUCGUGUGGCACUUGAUGUUAGA
Molecule: messenger RNA, 2535 nt
Organism: Prionailurus viverrinus (fishing cat)
Lineage: Eukaryota; Metazoa; Chordata; Mammalia; Carnivora; Felidae
Gene: CCER2
Product: coiled-coil glutamate rich protein 2
Exons: 4
Coding region: 1107-2258 (383 amino acids)
Source: RefSeq, a predicted model, not a curated record